Messenger RNA from Meira miltonrushii, 1054 nucleotides. Its product is annotated as putative polyubiquitin. Gene Ontology annotation, molecular function: zinc ion binding; protein tag activity; ubiquitin protein ligase binding. The transcript has a single exon. Gene Ontology annotation, cellular component: nucleus; cytoplasm. Gene Ontology annotation, biological process: protein ubiquitination; modification-dependent protein catabolic process. The record is from RefSeq and is a predicted model, not a curated record. NCBI's taxonomy places the organism in Eukaryota, Fungi, Basidiomycota, Exobasidiomycetes, Exobasidiales, Brachybasidiaceae. Bases 164 to 850 code for a protein of 228 amino acids.
UCCACCCCAUCAACACCUACUCAUCAACUCUUCACAAACAAGCACUAAGGCAAGUUUCCAUCGCCACCAGCGAAUACUAUACCGUUGCUACACUGUAUAGCACUUAUCACCUUAUCAUAAUCAGUCAAAUACACUCCACCUGUCUUUGAUUUCACUCGCCACUAUGCAAAUCUUUGUCAAAACUUUGACCGGAAAGACGAUCACUUUGGAGGUUGAAUCCUCCGAUACCAUUGACAACGUCAAGGCCAAGAUUCAAGACAAGGAAGGUAUCCCACCAGACCAACAACGUCUUAUCUUUGCUGGUAAACAACUAGAAGAUGGACGUACUUUGGCCGAUUACAAUAUCCAAAAAGAAAGCACUCUCCAUCUCGUCUUGAGAUUGCGCGGUGGUAUGCAAAUCUUUGUCAAAACAUUGACAGGAAAGACAAUCACCUUGGAAGUAGAAUCAUCUGAUACAAUCGAUAACGUCAAAGCCAAGAUUCAGGAUAAGGAGGGUAUCCCACCAGACCAACAACGUUUGAUCUUUGCCGGUAAGCAACUGGAAGAUGGACGCACCUUGGCCGAUUACAAUAUCCAAAAGGAAAGCACUCUCCAUCUUGUUUUGCGCUUGCGUGGCGGAGGAAAACAAAGAUGCAAGAACGGCAAAGAGACAGACGCACAGUGUAAAGAAGCAGCAAUGAAGUUGGCAGGAGAAUGCCCUCAUUGCCACUUGGCCUUCUGUGCAAAACACAGAUUGCCAGAAGCACACACAUGUGCUUACAAUAGUACGAUCAGACAAGAUGCAUUCAUGGCAAACAAGAAGAAGCUUGAAUCUGAACGUACUCAAGCCGAUCAUGGUUUGGCCCGUUAAUGGCAUGCUCGAGUUUAUUGCUCCAUCUAUACUCUCCACUCGAUUCCCCUGCAUUUCCCCAUUUUUGCUGCAAUGACAGCGAUCAAUUUACCCAGUUUCUCAGCAUAGUUUCGUUUCUGUAAUAGCAUACAUAUAUUUUAUACAUCUGCAAUCGAGUAUAAAGUUCACUGAUAAACCUUUGUGUGAUGAUCGAAAUAGUGGAUU